Messenger RNA from Amphiprion ocellaris (clown anemonefish), 2776 nucleotides. Its product is annotated as C-C chemokine receptor type 3-like. The record is from RefSeq and is a predicted model, not a curated record. The transcript has 3 exons. Lineage: Eukaryota; Metazoa; Chordata; Actinopteri; Pomacentridae. Gene Ontology annotation, cellular component: membrane. Bases 74 to 1108 code for a protein of 344 amino acids. Gene Ontology annotation, molecular function: chemokine receptor activity. Gene Ontology annotation, biological process: G protein-coupled receptor signaling pathway; chemotaxis; immune response.
CCUUCAGAGUCACACAACAGUUGGGAGCUUCCCUUCAGGCCAGACGAUUGUCUUGGAAACAUUUCUGAAGACGAUGGAAACUACAACGUUUGAUUACGACUACAGUAAUUACAGUGAUGACGGUGUUGGACCGGUCCAACCAUGUAGCAGGGACGGUGACAACAACCUGGGAUCUCAGCUAUCCGUCCUCUACUACUUUAUGUUCGUCUUCAGUCUCUUAGGCAACGGACUGCUCCUGGUCAUCAUCCAUCGGUUUGAGAGGCUGACCACUGUGACCAACAUCUUGCUGCUGAACCUGGUCUUGUCCUCUGUGAUCUUCAUGAGCAGCCUUCCCUUCUUGGGUGUCUACAUGCAGCUCACCACCUGGAUCUUUGGCAAACUUAUGUGCAAGAUUGUUGGUAGUGUCUACUACCUGGGUUUCUACAGCUCCGUCCUCUUCCUCACUCUUCUGACCUUCGACCGACACCUUGCAGUUGUGUACUCCUUGGAGGCGUCACAUGUGAGGAACCGAAACUACGCUGUGAUCUCCUGUGGUGUGGUGUGGCUGGUCAGUGGCUUGGCGUGCAUCAGACCCAUGAUUCUCCACACCACUUUUGUUUAUAUUGACAACAAAACCUACUGUGAUGAGUAUCCAGGUGACCUUCCUAAUAUUAAUGUUAGUCAGCUGAGAAUGUCUGGAUUUUACCUUCAGCUUUUCCUUUUCUUGAUCUUUCCUCUGGCUGUUAUUAUCUACUGCUACGUUAGGAUUGCAAUCACUGUCAUGUCAUCCAAGAUAGUCACCAAGUUCAAGACAGUCAGGCUGAUUUUUGUCGUUGUACUGUUGUUUUUCAUUUGCUGGAUCCCUUUCAACGUUGUAACGCUGAUGCAUGAUGAAGCCACUAGCUGUGAGAAACAACAGAAGCUGGGCUAUGCACUUCAAAUGACUCGUAACAAUGCCUACAUUUACUUUUGCAUCAGUCCCAUCUUCUACACAUUUGUAGGGAAAAAAUUCCAGAACUAUUUCCGACAGCUGCUGGUUAAACGCUUCCCGAGCUUAAAGCGCUACAUUUCUGUCAGUCAAUACAGCAGAACCAACAUGUCCACAAAAAGUACACCAAAUGAGGUGUAGGGAUGGGAAGGUUUUGCAAACAACUGGAGAAGUUUGCUUUCUUUAAGGUGGACAUCACUGAAAUCUUAGCACAGUUUAGUUCACACUCUGGUUGGAUUAACUGUGGCCAAUCCAAAUGAACUUGCUAUAGAACAAUUUCAUGAGAUGAACUUUAGCUUUCCAAGAGCUAAUGACGAGGAAGUUUCGCAGAGGAAAAAAGAUCUUGUGCACCAACGUCCGAAGCAUCUUGGGCUGCACCAUCUAGAUCAGAGGAAACAAAAACAGGACAAAAUAUUUAAAAAACAAGACACAAAAUGACAAAAAUGAGACACAAAAUGACAAAAAAUGAGAGACACAACAUGAAACAAUACAAAAAAAGAGACAAAAAAUUGACAAAAAAGUUACAAAGCAACAAAAAAUGGACAAAAAAAACUAGAUCAAAAAUGACAAAAACAACAAUUAAAACAACAAAAAAGUAGACAAACAACACUAGUGAGACCAAAAGGAAACAGAAAUGACAAAAAUGAGAAACAAAACAAAAAGGCAAACAAAGACAAAAAACAACAAAAAUCAGACAAAAUAUUACAAAAAUGAGACACAAAAGAACAAUGAACAAUCUCGUAUUUUACUUUAUGAUCAAAACAACUUGUUAGGGUCAAAAAAUUAUGUUAAAUUUUUUUUUUACUAAUGACUUAAUGUCUUCUCUGGAGUUUUUACACUUUGAGGGCCAGAUUGGACCCUCUGGAGGACCUCUGGAAGGCCGCUUUUGGCCUGCGGGCCGCAUGUUUGACAACCCUGAUCGAGAUUAUUUUCUCCUACAAAUGACAAACCAAUGUGUUCGUAGUUGCUGGUUAAAAAAAUUUGAGUGCAUAAUAAUACUUAAAAUAUACGCUAGCAUACAGUACUUGAGCAAUCAGAAAAUGAUCAAAUUAAGGGUAAUUCAUUAAGUACAGAAAAAUUAGACCAGAAAGGGAUCAUUUGUUCCUUAAAUAUCUGGUGUAUAAAAGGCUCUAGAUGCUAUUCAAAAAGCAUUUUUUGUCAUCAUGCUGCAUUUGUUGUUAUUUUAUUGAUUGUCUCUGACAGUUAAAGUAUCAAAAAUGAUACUUGCCCACGUCUUACUCAAAUGUCAGCAGAAAUUGCAAAAAAAAAAAAAAAGACUGCAAGGCCAAAAUCAGUUUUUUUUAAACAAAUUUAUGUAGCAGUAAAUGUAGGAUUAAAUUACAGAUUGACUCUUUUCACAGUUGAGCAGCAGGAUAUUCAAAUACAUUGUGCAUUAUUGAAAACAGUGGCUCUGCAAACUCACUGCCCAGGUAUUGUUCAUAUGUCCUUGAAUCUGUUUGUGACUAUACUUGUGACUUUAAUUGAUUUUGUCCAUAUCUGAAUCUUGUAUUGUUUGUUCAUUUUUUAAAAGCUUAUUAUCAUAUAUUCUGUGUAUGGUGAAUCAAAAAAUGCUUUUACAUUAUAUAAAAAACCACAAUGAUCACAUGUUGUUUUUAUUUUUAUGUUUUUUUGUCCAACUACUCAAGUUUUGUAUGAAGUUCGUCUAACAUGGAGAGAAAACAGUGAGUAGGCCACACCAAAUACAGGACUGAAGAGCUUCAUAACUGCUUGGUGUUUGUUUCAUAUAGCUCCUGUAGCUGUUUGUUGAAAUCAAAAAUACUCGAUUAAAUCAACCUUUUCAAAUCUGCA